CGCCUGCGGCUGCUGCGGUGGCGACCUGGGCCGUUGGGGAGGGGCCAGUGGGGGAGGGAGACGGCGCAGUGACAGGGCCGCCGAGGGUGCUGCCGAGACGACGAUGGCGGAGGGGCCGGAGGAAGCCCGCGGUCCCCCUCCCGGGCAGGAUGACGGCGGAGGGGACCACGAGCCCGUUCCUUCCCUAAGAGGCCUUCCUGCCGCCGCCGCCCCGCGGCCCCCGGACGGGCCGCAGGCCGAACCUCAGGCUCCGGGCCGGCCCCCAGCCCCGGGUCUGGCGCCCGCCGAGGCCGCCGCCGGGGAGUCGGAGCCGCCGCGCGAGCCCGAGAAUCGCGGGGAGGCGGCCUCCGGCUCCGGCGCGGGGCUGCAGGCGCCGGCCGACUGUGAGGCGCCGGAGGCCGCGGCGCCGCGGGAGAAGUCGGCGCGGCUGAGCGCCCGCGAGUACUCGCGGCAGGUGCACGAGUGGCUGUGGCAGUCCUACUGCGGCUACCUCACCUGGCACAGCGGCCUGGCCGCCUUCCCCGCCUACUGCAGCCCCCAGCCGCCCGCGCCCAGCUACCUCCCGGGCGCCGCCGCCGCCGCUCCCCCGGCCGCCGUGCCGCCGCCCCUCCAGCUGGGCUAUUACAACCCCUUCUACUUCCUGAGCGCCGCGGCGGCCGGGUCCCAGCCGGCGGCGGCGGCGGCCGGCCUCACCGCCUCGGCUCCGGUCGCCGGCCCGGCAGCCCGCGCCCCUCACGUGCAGCCGCAGGUCCGGGCCGCCCCAGCGACGAGGGUAGGAUCCGCCGCCGCUUCGCGAGCCCCGAGCGAGACCGGGCGGCAGGCAGGUAGAGAGUAUGUUAUUCCAUCCUUGGCCCACAGAUUCAUGGCGGAGAUGGUGGAUUUCUUUAUUCUCUUCUUCAUAAAAGCGACCAUUGUCUUAAGCAUUAUGCACCUCAGUGGAAUAAAGGAUAUCUCUAAGUUUGCUAUGCAUUAUAUAAUAGAAGAAAUAGAUGAAGACACAUCAAUGGAAGACUUGCAGAAAAUGAUGGUUGUGGCACUUAUAUACAGAUUAUUAGUUUGUUUCUAUGAGAUAAUUUGCAUUUGGGGAGCAGGUGGAGCUACCCCAGGGAAGUUCCUGCUAGGGCUUCGAGUUGUGACAUGUGAUACAUCAGUGCUCAUUGCACCAAGUCGGGUUUUAGUGAUUCCUUCCUCAAAUGUUAGCAUUACAACGUCCACUAUACGAGCUUUGAUCAAGAAUUUUUCUAUUGCUUCUUUUUUCCCUGCUUUCAUCACACUGCUGUUUUUUCAGCAUAAUCGAACAGCCUAUGACAUUGUAGCAGGAACCAUUGUAGUAAAAAGAAAUGGGGUCAGAUGAUGCCCCCCAAAAGCCCUGAAUUCCAUACUCUGGAAUAAUGACGACUAAAUUCUGUAUCAAGGCCAUCAGUAUCCCUGGGUUACAUUAAUUGAUGAUUUAGAAAUUAAAGCAGUCGCUCCAGUGUGAUGCAGGUGACUAUGCUGGAAGUAUUGAUUUUACUUGAAUGCCAAAGAACUUUUCCAGAAGAAAAACAUGUUAAGUUCAAGUGUUACAACUUUUAGAUCGAACAGAAGGCAAGUGGUGUCAUAAUCAAUGGACAGUAUAUACUUAAGAUUUAAGCUAUUAGAAUUUGCUGAAAGCAUUUUCAGCUUUGAAAUCUCCAAAUGAAACUUAAAAAGUUUAUUUUGGUUUAUCCCAAAAUGAUGGAAAAUGUCCAGCUGUGUUUUGUAAACACAUUCAUCUUUUAGUUGACACUUCUUGAAGUUUCUGUCUUUGCUUUUUGUGGGGAGGGAGUGGGACACAAUUUAAUAAUUCACGUAGCUCCCACCCCAGAGGUGGUGCUUUAGCUGUGAGAAGAUGGGGGAAGUGAGGCCGGCCUGGCAGUUCUCUGACCUGGAAUUUUAAAAUCUGUACUGCAGUUUACUGCAGGAAUGAUGUAACUUUACAACUAUUCUUAAUGCCUAAACAUGUAUUUGGGGGCAAGUUUUGCAUGAUGAUGAAAAAGUAUUAAGUCAUAUUGCUAUCUUAUUGAUUUUUUUUUUUUUUUUUUAAAGAAGAAGGUAAGUUAGUGAUUGCUUUUAAUGGGGUUGGGGCGGGGCGGGGGGAGUUUUCACUGUAAAUUGAAAUUGAAAUUCAUGUGCAAGUGUUUUCAGUGCCCUAAAUCAAAUAUAAAUAUGUGAGGGAAAAUUAGUCCUAUCAAACUGUUGCAUAUUUACUGUAAAACAAUAUUCCUAGUAUGUGUACAGCAUGAAGAAAGUAUUAGUGCUUUUCAGUGUUCUGAAUAUAACUUCUGUUUAUAUACAGGAUAUUCACAUACUAGUUUCCUUUUAUUAUAUUAUUCCAUAACUUUUGAAACAUCAAGGAGUUAAAUCUUAGCAUUUCACGAUUAAAUACUAGUAGCCUGUGAAAUACUUAAGAAUUUUCCCAUUGGGGACUGUUCUCUAUAAUAAGGAAGAAUAGCAUUUCCAGACAUUAUUCUGAGUUCUUUGGUUCUGUGGGCUAACAGCUCAUUUGGGGCCUCCCAGGGACGAUGUUUUGAGGGAAAUGUUAAGGUAACACUUUGUGUAUUGCCAUUUUAAUUUAUUCUUCUAUUGCAGAGUUGUAGAGUUUUAAGUGUGUGUGCGUGCUUUUGUUAGAUGGCCCAGUUAGCUGUGCUGAGAAAUAUCUGAACUAAAAGUUUUAUUUCUUAGGCAUUUUCUGCAUCUCUAGUAUUUUCCCCAAAAAACACUAAACUAUAUUGAACAGUUCAUAACUAGGGUGCUUACAGGAUCAAUCUAGGCUUUAUUUUGGUUUUAACAGCAAAUAAUUUGCUAUUACUAUAUCAAUUUUUAAAGUGGGUUUUUUUGACACUUAAAACGUGAAUAUUUUCAAUUUGUUUACAGAAACCUUAACAGUGUCCUUAAUACUUUUAAAUUGUAAAAUGUCAUAAACCGUGUUAUUCAAAAUAAUUUUAUAUUAAAUCACAGAAAGCCUGUUAGUUAAAUGUGUCAAAAUACUAAACAGAUCAUUCACUUGUUUCUGGGAAGAUAAAGUGUUAUGGCCCUUCACAGUAAAAACAAACCAAAACCACCCACUAACUUUUUCAAGUAGAAAUUAGGAAAUGUUACAUAAACUUACCAGUUAGUAGUGUAUAAUUAGCAUCGGUAUAUAUACAUGCCCCUUUUGCCCCUGAGUAAUUGGAGUUGAAAUGCACCCUUCUGACAUGUAGCUCUGGAAUACAUCUUUAAUGUAUAAUUUUCUCUCAGAUAAUUGGAUCCUUCACCACCUAGGCUAUUUUUAUACAGUAAAACAAAAGGAAAUAUGUAGUCCAGUCUAAUUUGUUUUGUGCUUUAAUAUCUACCUAGGUGCAUUUCUCAGGAUUCAAGUUACACUAUGUAGCCAUAUCAAAGUAUUACCACUUUGUCUGACUUUACAACAAAACCCAAGUCUGUUUCUGUUUAUGAACUCAGCAUGUAGGGAGAUUUUUUGAUUCCCAAGUUGGAGGGAGCAGAAAUGACAGAAGGGGGAGCCACAUUUUUUUCUCUUGGGGGGAGGGCCUCCCUAUUUUCAGUCUAGUUUAUUAUAUAUUUUGUUUAUAGAAAUGCUGACUUUUCUGUGUCAAGAUAGAAUUCUCAUACUGAAGCGCUACAGCCUAAAAAGGCAAAAAGAAAGCUGUCUUCAUAGUAUUAAUAGUAUUCAUCACUUUUACAAGAUAAUAAGGGAACAAAAAUUAGGAGUCAUGCUGAGAAUACUUUUUCAGUGAACAUACCGUAUAUAAAACCACACAACAGGCAGUUAAUUUAGGCAUCUAGAAAUUCUACCCAUUACUAAAGCAGCCUGAGUGGCUAGUACACCUUGAGAAAAGUCUGACCCGCUAAGUGCAUGCUGGGCUGAGGUAGGUGAGUGUGAGCAGUGACAAGCAAGCUGUGCUUUUAAAUAAUCUGUGACUGGAGAGAAAGCCAACACUUUUGUGAUACUCAUGUGGCACUGAUUCAGAAGUUACUUCUACCUAAAUAUUCACCUAGUUUCUCCUAAAUAUUUAGGAUUGAAAAAAAUGCAUAUUUGAGGGCUUUGUCUAAAUUUAUGAGUCUUUAGUGUUUGUUUCAAAUGACAGUAAAAAUUGUAUUUACUUGAAAAGAAGGAUUUUUUUUCCUCCUUAAGUGACUUGUUUGGGUGUUUCACUUAGGCAUAACUAUUUCCAGCAAAAGGCAGACAGGAGUUGACAGUUAAACUACUUGGGAAUAAAGUGCUUUUUGAUGGAGAUGUGGGUAUUAAGUAUUUUCAUUCUACACCUAUCUCUAUGAAAACAGGCUGUUGUUCCUUUUAAAGAAUAUUCCUAACAUCUGGCAAGUAUUUCAAUUACUUGCCAUUUCCCACCCCCAAACCAAAGGCCAAAAUCUUUGUAAUAUGUGCUUGCCUGGGUAAAGUUCCUCAUUUCAAGCUGUGUGCAUAUUUCCUUGCAAUUCAUUAUAGUAUGGGCUUGACCCACAAACAGUAUCUGAUGGCCUACCUAUAAAUAAAAAUUCAACAUUCUAUUUUUAAUAAUUUGUAUGCCACCAAUUUGUAUUGUGUCAAUAAAUACCUGGUCACUA
Hippopotamus amphibius kiboko is the source of this 4584-nucleotide messenger RNA. It is a transcript of the gene FAM8A1, whose product is annotated as family with sequence similarity 8 member A1. The record is from RefSeq and is a predicted model, not a curated record. The coding region runs from base 104 to 1354 and encodes 416 amino acids. NCBI's taxonomy places the organism in Eukaryota, Metazoa, Chordata, Mammalia, Artiodactyla, Hippopotamidae. The transcript is spliced from 5 exons.